Messenger RNA from Tachyglossus aculeatus (Australian echidna), 609 nucleotides. Its product is annotated as olfactory receptor 1361-like. Gene Ontology annotation, cellular component: membrane. Lineage: Eukaryota; Metazoa; Chordata; Mammalia; Monotremata; Tachyglossidae. The transcript is spliced from 2 exons. The record is from RefSeq and is a predicted model, not a curated record. Gene Ontology annotation, biological process: G protein-coupled receptor signaling pathway. Gene Ontology annotation, molecular function: olfactory receptor activity. The coding region runs from base 1 to 609 and encodes 202 amino acids.
AUGUACUUCCUGGUCCACCGGUUGUCCUUCGUGGACAUGGUCUUUGCUAACAUCACUGUCCCACAGAUGCUGGCCCACCUCCUCUCCACCAGCAAGGCCAUCCCCUUCACCAACUGUCUGGCCCAGCUCUUCUUCGCCCUGUUUGUUGGGCCCAUGGAGGGCUACCUGCUGGCCGCCAUGGCCUACGACCACUACGUGGCCAUCUUUGACCCACUGCACUAUGUCACACUGGUGAGCCAUGCCCUCUGCCUGCGUAUCAUCGUGGGGUCGGGAAUCGUGGUGCCCGGGAGCACCUUGCUCAACAUUGUGCUCAUGGCGCACCUCAUCGUCUGCUCCCAUGGCAUCCUGCAAUUCUUCUGUGACAUCACGCACAUGCUCCAGCUCUACUGCAGCCACGCCUUCCUUAAUGAGAUGCUCAACUUUACCGAGGGCAAGCGCAUGUACCUGCGCCCUGCAGCGAGUGCCUCUGAGGGCCGGGAGUGUCAGGGGACCAUCUUCUACACCCUGGUCAUGCCCAUGCUCAACCCUCUCAUCUACAGCCUGAGGAACCACGAGGUCCAGGGCGCCCUAAGGAGGCUGACCUCCAAGAAGGCAGCUUCCAGCAUCUAG